AUGGCGUCGGAUCAAGAGCGGGACCACGCGCUCCAAGCCCUCCGGACCAAGCUCAUCGAGUCGCGAGAAUGGGAGGCGAAGCUGAAGGCACUGCGCUUAGAGAUUAAGGGAUUGGCGAAGGACUUUGACCAGACCGAGGAUAACAUCAAGGCGCUGCAAAGCGUCGGCCAAAUAAUAGGCGAGGUGCUCAAGCAGUUGGAUGAUGAGAGAUUUAUCGUCAAGGCCUCUUCAGGUCCCCGAUAUGUCGUUGGAUGCAGAUCGAAGGUCGACAAGGCGAAACUGAAGCAGGGUACGCGAGUGGCAUUAGAUAUGACCACACUCACCAUCAUGCGAAUGCUGCCGCGAGAAGUCGAUCCCCUCGUCUACAACAUGUCGCUGGAAGACCCGGGACAAGUCAGCUUUGCGGGUAUUGGCGGUCUGAAUGACCAGAUCCGUGAACUGCGUGAGGUCAUCGAGCUGCCCUUGAAGAACCCCGAGCUGUUCUUGAGAGUAGGCAUCAAGCCGCCAAAGGGUGUCUUGCUGUAUGGACCGCCGGGAACGGGGAAGACGCUUCUUGCGCGUGCCGUUGCCAGCAGCCUGGAGACGAACUUCUUGAAAGUUGUUUCCUCGGCAAUUGUGGACAAGUACAUCGGCGAAUCUGCCAGACUGAUCCGCGAGAUGUUUGGCUACGCGAAAGAACACGAACCCUGCAUUAUUUUCAUGGACGAGAUCGAUGCCAUCGGCGGACGACGAUUCUCCGAGGGAACUAGCGCCGAUCGAGAGAUUCAGCGGACACUUAUGGAGUUGUUGAAUCAACUGGACGGUUUUGACUACCUGGGCAAGACGAAGAUCAUCAUGGCAACCAACAGACCCGACACCCUCGACCCGGCUCUGCUGCGUGCCGGACGAUUGGACCGUAAGCUGGAGAUUCCGUUACCGAAUGAGGUGGGCAGACUAGAAAUUCUGAAGAUCCACGCGUCCGGAGUCGUUACCGAUGGCGAUAUCGACUUUGAGAGCGUGGUCAAAAUGAGCGAUGGGUUGAACGGUGCCGAUCUGCGAAACGUCGUUACAGAAGCAGGAUUGUUUGCCAUCAAGGAUUACCGCGACGCCAUCAGUCAAGAUGAUUUCAACAAGGCCGUCCGGAAGCUGGCCGAGUCGAAGAAGUUGGAGGGCAAACUUGAAUACCAGAAGUUGUAA
Molecule: messenger RNA, 1176 nt
Organism: Pseudomassariella vexata
Lineage: Eukaryota; Fungi; Ascomycota; Sordariomycetes; Amphisphaeriales; Pseudomassariaceae
Product: 26S protease subunit rpt4
Exons: 4
Coding region: 1-1176 (391 amino acids)
Biological process (GO): positive regulation of RNA polymerase II transcription preinitiation complex assembly
Cellular component (GO): cytosolic proteasome complex; proteasome regulatory particle, base subcomplex
Molecular function (GO): ATP hydrolysis activity; ATP binding; proteasome-activating activity
Source: RefSeq, a predicted model, not a curated record